UUGCACUUCUCCUCCUUUCGCGCUGUCCCGAACCUCGCCAGAGCACUCGACAUGAACUUUAGGAAGGGAGGAGUCGAGCAAGUCUUCUUCACCGUUGAGGAGGAGCGCCAGCGGGAAGAGCGCGCCAAGGAAUGGGAGCAGUCGAGAGACGCCGCUGACAAGGCCAAAGACUUGGGACCGGACGAUGGCAAGUCGCUGUUUGAUCGCUUGGAGGCGAAUCGCGCUGCCAAGGCUGCUGAAUUUGAAGAAAAGAUGAAGUAUAAAAACCAAAUUUACCAAGGACUCGACGACGAAGAGUUUGAAUUUGUGCAAAACUCAGCAACCAAACAGGAGGAGAUUGAGAACGCUCGGUGGGAGGACGAGAUUGCCCAGGUGAAGCAGUUUCGGGAAGCCGUCGCGCAGCUGGAAGCCGCUCCUGCGCCAACGACAACGGCCGAAGCUUCUGCGGAACCCGCCAAGACGGGUGAUGUGCUAUUGAAGGCAUGGCAAGCACAACCAUCGAUCACUUCUCGAUUGGCGGUUGGUGCAACGGCCAGCAAAGGGGCGUUGGGCAUCCGGAAAAAGUCUGAAGCAUCAUCUCCCAUGGCGUCAUUUCCAGCGACUAGUUUGACAGCAGUUGCACCAAGUAAACGACCUGCGACUGAGCUUGGGGCAUCUGGAGAUGCUGCCGUGUCUGUCAAGCAGCCUCGCCUUGAAGCGACCACCGCCGGCUCGGCACCAGCAUCCACCCCCAAAGCCACAGCAACCUCAGCCUCUGCAUCCGCAGCUCCGAAACAGCAGCUGCUUGCACUAGCGGCGUAUGAUUCGGACUCUGACGCCGAUUAAGUUUGCUUGUUCCUCAUUCUAUCCUAAUACCAAAAAAACAAAAACAAA
Capsaspora owczarzaki ATCC 30864 is the source of this 873-nucleotide messenger RNA. RefSeq lists its product as hypothetical. The record is from RefSeq and is a predicted model, not a curated record. NCBI's taxonomy places the organism in Eukaryota, Filasterea, Ministeriida, Capsasporidae. Gene Ontology annotation, cellular component: nucleus. Bases 52 to 825 code for a protein of 257 amino acids. The transcript is spliced from 3 exons.